This is a messenger RNA of Sungouiella intermedia, 366 nucleotides long. NCBI's taxonomy places the organism in Eukaryota, Fungi, Ascomycota, Pichiomycetes, Serinales, Metschnikowiaceae. The record is from the annotation of a GenBank genome assembly.
AUGAGUUACCAAAAAAAAGGAUUCGAGGGCGUGGAACUCCCCACUAACCCCAACAUGCCCGCUUGGGUGUUGACUCCCAAGGAGGAGCAAGUCAUUUUUGAGCGGUGGCGCAAAAAGGCGUUUGCAAGAUGUGAUCAUCUCAUCAAGGCAUAUGUGGAGUGUUCCAACAGUUACGAAAACCCUCUUGACGCCAUGAAGAAGUGUGAAGCGGCCAACAAGCGCUCGCUUGACUGUGUGGCAAGCUACCAGAAGUUGGAGUAUCUUGAUGAGGAGCGGGACAUUUUGAUUCAGGAGAAGCGGAUCAAGCAAAAGUAUCUUCGUCAGAAGAUGAGAGAGUCCCAGGCGGCAGCGGCAGAAUCGAAGUAA